AACAGUAACUCAAAAUAGGCGAAAUACGUCAGUUCGGAAAGAGAAGACAGAGAUGCUCACCAAAAUGCGACGGAAGGGAAAAGUGGUGUGAAUGUGCUCAUCUGAUAACAAAAAGCUACAGCGGGCACUAAAAGCAGAGGUGCUCUCGCAGUCGCAGCUGCCAUGGAAAUGGAAGAAACGAGGCCUGGGGGCCAAAACUCUGAGAUAAAAUAAAUCAUCGACCUCGUGCUAAUGCCGAGUUGCCGACUCUAAAUAAACAAAACAAAAAAUGUCGACUCUGUUUCUUCACCUUUUCCUCUUUUUACUCCACAUAAUCCUCUUAUCCCGCCUUCUUCUUCCCCGGUGGAUCCAGACCAAACUCCGCCGCCGUCUCUUCGCAACUCCUCCUUCGUCCGCCACCACUUCUUCUCCGGCGGCGUCUGCUUCCGUUGAGCCCAAAACCGGCAAAAAUCCGUUUCCUCUCACUCUCCUGCCCAAGUACGACGUCUUCAUCAGUUUCAGAGGGGAGGAUGUUCGAGACGCCUUCCUGAGCCAUCUCUACUCUCAUCUGAAGCGACAACAAGAAGGUCUGCGCCUACAAAGACGACAGGGAUUUGGGAAGAGGAGAGCAGAUCUCUGCGUCUCUGGUGGAAGCAAUCGAGAGAUCCACGGUUUACUUGGUGAUUUUCUCCCCCAAUUACGCCAACUCCAGAUGGUGCUUGGAGGAGCUCGUCAAGAUCCUCGACUGCAGCCGACGGUACGGGCGGAAGGUGAUCCCGGUGUUUUACGGCGGGACGGAUCCCUCCCAGGUCCGAAAUCAAACAGGGAGCUAUGCGGAUGGCUUCGCUCGACGGUACCGAAAUCUGCCGGCGGAGAAAGUCCAGGGCUGGAGGGCGGCGCUCCGGGAAGCGGCCAACAUUUCCGGGUUCGACUCACGGAUCACCAGGUUUAGCCCCUAAUCCUGUGAAAACUUAGAAGAACCCUUAUGAGAUUUGUUUGAGCUAUGAAACCCUAUUGCCUCUUACUAAGAAUUGUAGUUAUUGAAGCCCCAUUGAAUCCAUUUCCGAGACAUUUUUAGUGAAGGUUACCUGCCAAUGAAAAAGGUUCAAGUAAUUGCAUUUGACAGGCCUGAAACUGAUCUAAUCAAGGAAAUCUCAAAAGCUGUGGUUGAGAGGAUGCACAGUCAAAUGAUGCUGCCAUCAAAUGCUACAUAUGGUUUGGUAGGAGUAGAGAAAAGCAUGAGAGCAAUUGGGUUGUCAUUGUGCAUUGAGACGGAAGCUAACUGGACGAUAGGACUGUGUGGAAUGGGUGGCAUCGGGAAGACGACUCUUGCGAAAGCUAUAUACGACGGAUUCUCUAGUCAAUUUGAAGCUUCGUGUUUUGUCAGUAAUUUUGCGGACCACCUAAGUAGGUUACCACAGUUGUUUGAUGGUCUGCAAAAUGAAUUGUUCUCGAGGUUGUUGCCAAACGAGAAUGGGUAUAGCAUACCUGCUAGUUUCAAGCUCAACCGCCUCCGCCGGAUAAAGGCUCUCAUUGUCAUCGACGACGUGGACAACAUUAAGCAGUUGGGGGAUCUAUUUGAUAGACGAUAUUGUGAUUUAUUUGGACCCGGGAGUAGAAUUGUUUUAACUAGUAGGAACAAGCAGUUCCUUAAGAACGUGUGUCAUCAAAUAUAUGAAGUUAAUCCUUUGGAUGAGAAUGAAUCUCUUCAACUUUUCUGCUUACAUGCCUUCAAGGAAGAUCAUCCACCACCUGGAUAUUUAUGGGCCUCCAAUCUAGCUAUAACCUAUGCAAGUGGCAACCCGUUAGCUCUUAAAGUUCUAGGCUCAAAUUUGUAUGGUCGAAACAAGGAGUUUUGGGACUGUGAAUUGAAGAUCUUGCGAAACAGACCCGAUGAAGACAUCAAGAAUGUUGUCUUGAGGAGGAGUUAUGAUGGUUUAAACGAAGUGGAGAAAAGUGCGUACCUUGAUAUUGCCUGUGUCUACGACCCAUGGGGUAGUACAUAUGAUAUGUUGGGGAAAUUUGAGGAGAAAGUAUUAGAUGGAUGUUAUGCAGAAUAUGGUGGGUCUUGUAACCUCGUUACUAAGCUCGCGGAUAAGUCUCUUUUAAGUAUUGGUGAUUCUCUUGGAAUACAAAUGCACAGAUUGCUUCAAGAUCUGGGUCGCAACAUCGUCAAUGAAGAGCGAAGUGUUGGAAAACGUUCUAGGUUGUGGGAAGCUAAAGAUAUAUAUAAUUUGCUCAUCCAGAAGAAGGGGAGUGAAUCUGUCGAAGUCAUCGUUUGGAAUUUAUGUGAAAUGCAGUAUGAGGCUGGCGAAAUAUGUGUGGACUCUGAUGCUUUUCGGAACUUGGAAAAUCUUAGGAUACUAGCAAUUUACAAUUAUGAUGCUCUGCCAGAACUGGUACUUCCCGAGGAUGGGCUGGAAUGUUUGCCAGAAACGUUGAGGUGCCUUUACUGGGAUUUCUUCCCUUCAAGAUGGUUCGGAUCUAAAUUCUCUCCUCAGAAUCUUGUUUCACUUGAUUUGCGCCAUAGUAACAUUGAGCAACUAUGGGAAGGGGCACAUAAUGUAGAUCUGGGAAAUUUGAAGUACCUUAAUUUAAGGGAAUCCCAACACCUGAGCAAGUUGCCUAGUUUUUCCACGGCGAAGAAACUUGAGUGGAUCGAUUUGGAGUACUGUGAAAGCUUAGUUGAGCUUCCCCUGUCAAUUUUCUAUCUUCCCAGGCUGGAAGUCCUCCUUCUAAGGUAUUGUACAAGUCUGAAUCUGACUGACCUGGUGGGUCGUUGCAGAGAAGAAAUUGGCUCCCAGAUGUUACCAAAUCUGAAAAAUUUAGACAUAACUGGGACAGCAACCCAAAAGAUUCCCGAUUUUUUCUGCCACUCCCAAAUUGUGGAGCUUUAUUGCGACAAUUGCCCAGACAUGACAGAAUUUCCAGUCAUCCCAAGCGUCAAAGCCUUGAGCUUGAGUGGAACCUUGAUCCAUGGACCGAUCGAAGUUGAGUUUCUUUACGGGUUGAAGGAAUUGACCUGUACAGAUAACCGCCAUCUACUUUGUCUCUCGAAUGGCUUCUGUGACUUGAAAUCGCUUGAAAGAAUCGAUCUAAGUGGGUGCAGCCAGCUAAAGGAGUUCCCAGAUAUCAUGGAACCUAUGGGAGCUUUGUUGAGCGUUCGUUUAACUGGUUGCAGCAAUCUGUCAACUCUUCCUGACAGCAUAUGUAAUCUGACACACUUGGGAGAGCUUGAUCUGCGGAAUUCAGGAAUUACAGAGCUUCCGUCCUCCAUCGGAGAUCUGAUACACUUGUGGCACUUGGGACUUGCGUGUUGUACAAGUCUCACAACCCUUCCAAACACCAUCCACAAGCUGUGCAAAUUGGUUUGGCUCGACUUGUCAAACUGCAUUCUACUGACUCAGUUACCUGAGCUCCCUUCAUCCUUGGAACAUCUGAAUGCACAUGGGUGCAGGUCGCUUCGGACAGUGUCGUGCAUAGAGAAACACAACCUCUGCACUGGUAAGUGGAGCUUUGGCAACUGUCCCGAGCUCGAUCCAAACUCUUUCAGGGAGCUUGUAGCUAAGUUUACCCGUGAUGUUGAAGAAUGUCAUUUGAGAGUUCCCCAGAAGCCAACUAUUAUACUUCCAGCAGAAGGUGCUAUGGGGGAAGCAAUGAGAUCUUCGGUGUUGGUGGAGCUGCGGCAGACUUGGAGGCUGAAGGGCCUAAUUUACUGGGCUCUCCUCGACUUCUCCUGCCUUGUCAAUAUAGCUUCCGCCGGCGCCUACCGCGGGCAUACACUUCCCGGGAAGUACCACGUGGACUGCUCUAUCCGCAACGGUGGCGGCAGGGAAGAUAUCGUCAGCAGGUGUGAGUUGGAAGCAGCGGUGGAUGACCAUGCCGGAGGAGAUGGGAACCGCCUGCUGAUAAUGUGGUAUGAAGAUGGCUUUAACUGGAACAGCUUUGAGGGUGGCGAAGACGAAAAUGCGACUAUCUUUGUUGAGUUCUUCUUUCGCGCUGGCUUUCCCGUCCGUUCAAAGGGGAUGGAAAUGUCGAACCCGAUCAUGAGUUGUGGUGUACUAUGGCACGUAUACGACGACAGAGUGACGUAUUUGAGCUAACUUCUUCACUCUUUGAUUCAGCCUACUUCAAUAUUCUUGGGAUAUAUUCAUGCUCGUGAGGUUUCGACAUGCGACAGGGGGUAAUUGAACUAACUUGUGCAUGAUUCGUUGAUAUGUCGCAAAAAAGUUGUUAAGCUUGUAUAUCGCGAGUAGCAUACUCGGUGAAAGAACUCCGACUAGUCUCUUUGUUUUGGUGAUCCGGGGAUUUCCUAGGCAUAAGGUCUCGUCAUAGCUAGAGCAAUUGUUGAUUUACAUUUACAACAAUGCAACCACGAUUUCUUUUCACGCCAUGCAUUGAACAUUUGAUACAAAUUACAUGUAUGCGCGAUUUCUCGUCAUGCCAUAUGCAAUGACUAAUGUAAGCAAGCAAGAGUGAUAAAUCACAAAUCCGAACUUAACAUAGAUAUACGACAACAGAGUGACGAAUUUGAACUAACUUGUUCACUCUUUGAUUCAGCCUACUUCAUUCUUCUUGGGAUAUAUUCAUGCUCGUGAUAUUUUGACAUGCGACAUGGGUAAUUGAACUAACUUGCUCACGAUUAGUUGAUAUGUCACAAGAAAGUUGUUAAACUUGUAUAUCUUGAUUAGCAUACUCGGUGAAAGAACUCGAGUAAUCUCUUAUUUUGGUGAUCCAGUGAUUUAUUAGGCGCAAGGUUUUGCCAUACCUAGAGCAAUCAUCUAUUUACAUUUGCAACAAUGCAAACAUGACUUCUCGUCAUGCCAUGCAUUGACUAUUGAUACAAAUCACAUGUAUGCGUGAUUUCUUGUCAUGCCAUGUACGAUGAUUGAUGUAAGCAAGUAAGAGUGAUAACUCACGAGUCCGACCUUAGCAUAGAUAUAUUACUAGCUAAAGAAAGUAUGGAUGCACAUAGGAUUCACCCUCGAAACAACGAGGUGUGCUUAACUCAACAUAAAGAGAGAGUGUGCUGACAUGGUGGUGACUGAUUUAUUGUGAGACUAAAUUACUAGAGUUUACUCCAAAAUUAAAUUGCAGUUCACCUCAAAACGGUGGCGAUACCCUCGUUGAUGGAGCGGGAGGACGAUCAUUAGUGCAACUUAAAUGCAAAAUGAGUAAAACCAAUGCAAUAAAAAGAAUUAAUAACAAACAUGAAACAAAUUA
Molecule: messenger RNA, 5202 nt
Organism: Linum trigynum
Lineage: Eukaryota; Viridiplantae; Streptophyta; Magnoliopsida; Malpighiales; Linaceae
Source: the annotation of a GenBank genome assembly